This is a messenger RNA of Penicillium nucicola, 1035 nucleotides long. RefSeq names its product ketopantoate reductase family protein. The transcript is spliced from 2 exons. The coding region runs from base 1 to 1035 and encodes 344 amino acids. The record is from RefSeq and is a predicted model, not a curated record. Gene Ontology annotation, molecular function: 2-dehydropantoate 2-reductase activity. NCBI's taxonomy places the organism in Eukaryota, Fungi, Ascomycota, Eurotiomycetes, Eurotiales, Aspergillaceae. Gene Ontology annotation, cellular component: cytoplasm. Gene Ontology annotation, biological process: pantothenate biosynthetic process.
AUGUCAGCAGAUUCAAGUAUGCCAAAGCGCAGGGUGUUGGUAGUAGGAGCAGGCGGCGUCGGCACCAUGGUCUGCGUCGCACUCGAGAGAUCUGGAAUGGCAUCAGUCACAGCUGUUUUGCGAUCCAACUACGAGCAAGUCUUAAAGCACGGGUUUGAGAUUGAUUCAAUCGACCAUGGCAAACUCUCCGGCUGGAGACCAAGCUCAGUUGUCAACGCGGUUCCGCUCGCGGACCAAGAAGCCCCAUUUGACUAUGUAAUUGUCACCAUGAAGAAUAUCCCAGAAGUGAACAAUGUACCCAAGAUCAUAGCACCGGCGGUGACACCAGAACACACAACCAUCGUGCUAUUCCAAAAUGGGCUCUACAUUGAACCGCAAUUUAUCGACGCAUUCCCGACAAAUGUUGUGCUCUCUGCGCCAAGUUAUAUCGGUGCACAUGAGCUCAACGGAAGCGUUGUCCACGAUGACCAUGAUAACUUCCACAUUGGCGCAUUCCACAACAAAGCUUUAGAGCAAUCAAUGGAGCGAGCGAGGCUAGAAGAAUUCACUCGGAUCUAUAACGGCAGCAAGGUCGUCGAUGCAGACAUGGUGGAUGAUAUCGUCUUCUAUCGCUGGCGCAAGGUGCUAUGGAAUGGAAUCUUCAACCCAAUGUGUGCCAUCACGCAGCUUGACAGUGCGGCGAUUAGACGAUUCGGAGGCGAGCACAGUCUGAUCAGACCUGGUAUGACGGAGAUGGCGGCGAUUGCCAAGGCUGAUGGGUAUGAUCUCGGAGACGGAAUCGUGGAUGAAAUGGUCGAUGCGACUCCGCUCGAACUGUCUUUCCGUCCGAGUAUGCUGGUGGACGUUGAUAAAGGAAAUCCGAUGGAAGUGGAGGUUAUCUUGGGCAAUGCUUUGCGGGUUGCGCGAGAGAAGGGAGUUCAGACGCCGAUUUUGGACAACACCUAUCGGUUCUUGAAGCUCACGCAGGCGCGAUUGUUGGCUGCCAGGGGAUUGAUUAUUGAGCCAAAGGAACUUCCAACUGCAGAUUUGAUAUAG